Molecule: messenger RNA, 1857 nt
Organism: Rotaria sp. Silwood2
Lineage: Eukaryota; Metazoa; Rotifera; Eurotatoria; Philodinida; Philodinidae
Source: the annotation of a GenBank genome assembly
AUGUACAACGGUGUACCACGAGCAGUAGCUGAUCUUUGUGAAAAUGAUGAUCUUGCUACAAUGAUCAUUGUUGAUAGUAUAUUUGGAUUUACAACACAUAAGAUGAAUGUUCGUUUUCGACCAAAUCGUCGUUUAUUACCACAAUGGAAAUCAACGGUUGAACAAUUUCAAGAACAUCUUGAUUAUCAACGAUGUUUUGAUGAAGUAACAUCAAUAGGUACAUGGUAUGAUCAUUUACUUGCACGAAAAAGUCCAAUACAAUUAACAGCAUUUAGAGAACAUUUGUAUCGUUUUCUUCAUUUAUUUAAUAAAAAUUCAGGUGUUACACUUCAACCAUGUUAUCGUUAUUCAACAGAAAAAUGUGGAGGAAAAGUAGUAGCUACUAAAGCAUGGGCAGUAAAUGAUAAGAUUGAAAUGUUAAUUGGUUGUAUAGCUGAAUUAAGUCCUGAAGAAGAACAUGCUUUUCUUAAACCUGGCGUAAAUGAUUUUUCUGUUAUGUAUUCUUGCCGUAAAAAAUGUUCACAAUUAUGGCUUGGACCCGCAGCUUAUAUCAAUCAUGAUUGUCGAGCUAAUUGUAAAUUUGUCGCUACAGGUUUAAGUUCAGCUUAUAUUCAUGUACUUCGCCCGAUUGAAAUCGGCGAUGAAAUAACUUGCUGUUAUGGAUCGGAUUUUUUCGGUGAUAAUAAUUCACUUUGUGAAUGUCAUAGCUGUGAAAUGCUUGGUCACGGUGCAUUUGCUCGAAUGCAUUCAUCAAUAUCAAGACCAUUACCACAUAAUGAUGUUACUUCUACUGAAAUAAUUGCAUCAUCUAUUACUAAUGAACAAUCAAUAAAUAAACGUAUGAUUGUUUCAACACGUUUACGUCAAACUGAUAAACGUCUACGUAAAAUUCAGUCAGUUAAUAGCAUUAAUACAAUAGACGAGAAAAAAAAAACAACAGAAGUAGAAAAAGUUACAGUAGUUGUAAAACAACCAACGGCAGUUUAUCGAAAUAGAAAUGGUCAAUUUAUUGCUCCGCCUAGUGAAGUAGACUUAACGAAUACUUCAAGUCGAAAGAAGAGAAUAAAUAAUAUUAUAACUACAUUUUCAUCUCAAUCAUCUUGUUUUCCUUUACUAACACCAAAUAGAAGAAUACCACGUCGACGACGAAGUAGUUCACAUUCAUCUUCAUCAAAAUCAUCUGUUAUUAUGGCACGAAAUCAACCAACAAUAACAAUUACUUCAUCCGAUUCAGCAUUUUUUUCCGAUGGUACAAAUUCAAACUCACAAUCAUCAAUAAUCCCAAUCAAACAAACUACAGAAACAACUUCACAAAUGUCUCAUUUACAGACAACAAUAGUUCAUUCUCGUUCAUCUCGUCUUUUAUCACCUGCAUUAUCUACUUCUUCAUCGUCUUCUAUAUCAUCUUCUUCGCUAACAUAUCCUGUUGGUCGUCAACGAACCUCAUCUCAAUAUUCAUCAUCAUCAACUUCAUUAACAACAACGGUACAUUCAACUAAUCCAAACUUCCUUAGUUGGCGUCCAACAGUUCGUUCCAGUCGUCAUUCAAGUACAUCUUCUAUUAGUUCAUCAUCAUCAACAAAUGAUAGCGAAAAUAAUGACGCUAAUACAAACAAUAACAAUAAUAAUAAUAAUAAUAAUAAUGAAAGUGCAAAUCAAAUAUCUCAACGGCCAGCUUUACCUAAACUAACAAUUCGCAUGAGACCAGAUCCGAUUUUAUUAGAUGAAUUAGGAAAAAUGAAAUCAUCGAAAUCAUCUCUUGUUACUAUUAAAAUUGACAAUGGAAAACGAUCAUUAAAAGAAACAUCAAUUCAUGAAACAACAUCAUUACGUUCAAGUAAACGCCGAAAAACAUAA